ACACGCUAGCUAAGACUACGACUUAUUUCUUGAAUGAUAUAUAUUCAGAUAGAUUGUUCAGCUGAUUCGGAUAUAAAGAUGAACAGUUUAAUUAAAGCACUUUUAUGUAUAUUUAUUAUCCUGAUUAAAGUCAAUUCCUGCGUCUCUACGCCGAGUUGUCUUGAAAACUGCGCAUCAUGUUCAAAUUCAACUGUAUGCGCAUCUUGCGACUCGGGAUACUACCUACGGUCAUAUAACGAAUGUAUAGCUUGCUCGUACGUAGGAACGAACUGUGUUACAUGCAGUAAUGGCAUGCAAUGUAGCGAAUGUAGGCAAGGGUUUUGGGGCACAACUUGUAGAUCUUUUUGUUCCAAAGGUUGUAACACAGAAACGUGUAACUCGUUUGAUGGAACAUGUUCUUGUAAACAAGGAUUUUAUGGACCUACAUGCCAAUACCAGUGCUCGUUAAAUUGCGUAACAGACACAUGUGGGGUCAACGGUGAAUGUGUGUGCAAAGACGGGUAUCAUUUAAUUCAGUGUAACGGAAUCUGUUUUUCUGGUUGUGAGAAAUGCUCUAAUGGCUCAUCUUGUUCUCUGUGCCCAGCUGGAAAAUACGGAACAAAUUGUGGUUUUUCGUGUGAAUGCCAUGGAAGAUGCGACAUACUCACUGGUGAGUGUAUACAAGUGACGUGUCCUGAAACGUGUAUUUCAUGCGGAGAACGUGGUCACUGCAACGAGUGCACUUUAGGUUGGUAUGGUGCACGAUGUAACAACACUUGUUCAGAAAAGUGUAAUGGGGGUUGUGAGCAAUAUUCCGGAAAUUGCAAUGCAUGCUAUGCUGGCUAUUUUGGAACAACAUGUGAUAGGCUAUGCAAUCAAUGUCGUGGUGGUAACUGCACUCAAGAGGGGAAGUGUACUUCGUGUUAUAAUGGCAAAUAUGGACCAAUGUGUAAUAAUAAAUGUUCUUUGGAUUGUGAUGGCAAUAUUUGCAACCAAAUAGAUGGAUCGUGUCAACAACAGGUUAAGUGUCCUGUGAAUUGUGUAAGUUGUACGGACAACGUUACUUGCACUGAAUGCGAUGUUUAUAAUUACGGUUAUCUGUGUGGGUCAAGAUGUAACAGUACGUGCAAAGGUGGUCGUUGUGAUAUAAAAUCUGGUCGUUGUGAGAUUUGCGAGUCAACAUAUUAUGGGGAAUUUUGCGAAAACCCCUGUAACAUUACGUGUGCCUCUGCUGAUUGUGAAAGGCAAACUGGUGCUUGUUUUGGUUGUAAAGAACUAUCAGUUCAUGGCCCGUUUUGUAAUUUAACUUGCAGUAAUAACUGUACAGAAAUGCAAUGUUCACAAGAAGAGGGUUAUUGUUCAAAGGGUUGUAUCCCUAAUCAUUAUGGUUUAAUGUGUGACAGCAUCUGCUCCGAGAACUGUGUAUAUACGACAACAGGAUCAAACUGCGACUCUUCUGGAAAGUGUAUCAGUGGAUGUCUUGACGGUUACAUAAGCGAUAUUUGUACGAAAGUGAAAGGGACAACUGCCGAGAACGGGAAAAGCGAUUCAAAGGUGUCGGCAGCUGCUAUUGGAGGAGCAGUUGCCGGUGUGUUGGUGUUUGUUGUGAUCAUCGUUCUGAUUGUUGUCUUCCUGAAAAGAAGAAGAAACACUAAGCCGUAUGAAGAUCGAAUUGACGGAACUGAUCAUGAGUAUCACACAAUAAAUCCAUUGCAUGGAGUGAAGCAAGUUUCUAUGAAAGCAACAGCCGCACGCUCGUUAGCAACAAUAAACCCUAGUUACAACCAUGUUGCGGACACACUAAUGCUCGGUGGUGGCUUAGAAACAGCAGCGGACGAUGAUGAUCUUGAAAUUGAUUUUGACGAAAAGAUAAGGUCCCAGAAAAGGAAACUGGUCAAGGAGGUUGAGGAGAACGUUUACUACAUCGGUAUACAGGACAUAGAGAAGCGGAAAGUGAAAGUGGAGGAAUUGGCGGCUUUUGUGGCUGGAAAGACUCUGGAUUACUAUGAGGAGGAAUUUGAUAAAUUCUCUGACGGCCUCACAAGGAGCUGUGACGCUGCCAAAUUACCUCAUAACAGGGCGAAGAACAGAUACAAGGGAUUAUAUGCAUAUGAUGCUACAAGGGUGAAAGUGACUGGUUUUGAUACUGAUUACAUCAAUGCUAACUACAUCGAUGGUUUCAAUGAGAGAAAUGCGUACAUUGCUUCGCUUGGUCCAAUGUCGAAACAGAUGGGAGACUUUGGCAUGUUUUGGAACAUGAUUUGGCAACAAAAAGUGGAAAAGAUUGUCAUGGUUACCAACCUGAUGGAGGAAGGGAAGGAAAAAUGCGAGCAGUACUGGCCCAAUGUCGGGACCACUUUGACCUACAGCCGGGUGAAGGUGACCUGUCAGAGCGAGGAUGCGUAUGCAGAGUUUACGAGAAGGUUGCUGCUCCUAAAUGAUGGCGAAUCUGAGAGGCAGCUGCACCACCUCCACUUCACGGCCUGGCCUGAUAGGGGAAUCCCAGAGGACGUCACAGCGCUGAUUGAGUUCCGACAUAGAGUGCUCAAUUCUACUGCUCAUCUCGACGGUCCAACGCUGGUUCAUUGCAGUGCGGGAAUCGGUCGAACAGGGACCUAUAUUGCGUUAGAUAUUCUAACAAAGGAAGGAAAUUCGAACAAGGCCGUUGAGAUUCCAGGAUGCAUCAUCAAUAUGAGACAGAACAGACCAAACAUGGUCCAGACAGCGGAACAGUACGAGUUUCUACACCUUGCCCUGGUUCACACCCUGACAUUUAACUGUGAGCAGAUACCAGGAAAACAGUUUCAGGACUACAUGAUCGAGACAAGCAAUGGCGAUCUUAUCAGGCAGUUUAAGAAAAUUACAGACUCUCCCCAUGUUCACACUGACGACGAAAUCCUUGCUAUAGAACGAAACAAGUCUGAGAAAGGAAAGAAUAGAAGUGGAGCAGAUAUUCCAGGCGAUGAAUACCGCCCUCGACUUUAUCUGGGAAUAAGACAUGGAGAUUCAGACUAUGUCAACGCUGUCUUUGUUCAUGCGUUUCAGGCGAAACGGAAAUACAUCAUCGCCCAGUCUCCGAUGUCAAAUACUGUACAGGACUUCCUGACCUUGGCAUACCAAGAACAUUGCUCCUGCAUUGUCAGCUUUGAGCAAAGCGACGGAAAAAAAGAUAUAGGUGAAUAUUAUCCAGCGGACAAUCAAGAACUCAAGAAAGGUCAACUGUCUAUUUCAUGUGGGAGGGAUAAAGUCAAGAACGAGUACAGUAUCCAGAAAUGGCUGACUAUUGAGUUCAAGGGAAGCACACAGAGUAAAGGUGGCAAAAGCACAUUGCGACACUUUGAGUUUACAGACUGGAACCAGACUGGAAAUGUUCCACGCAGCCCUGCUUACUAUGUUGCAUUUCUGAGAGAUGUCAAAAUGGCAUCGUCCAAUGGGCCUGUGCUUGUCCACUGCAGGGAUGGGGGUAGUAGGAGCGGGCUGUUCUGUGUAAUGGCAUUUCUCUUUGAGAAGAUGGAAGUAGAGCACGAGGUCAAUGUGGUUAACGCCGUAAGGAAGGUCAAGGCCAGGAGACCCAACGCCGUACCCACUCAGGCACAGUUCGACUUCUGCCAUGAUGGUCUUCUGGAGUUCAUCCGUUUGUUUAAAACAUACUCCAAUUAGGCGGAGCUGUAAAAUGUGCCUUUGAAAACAAUACUUAACUAUCUUGACUGCUUAUUCUGUCAUCACUUUGAUGCUUAUUUUUGUUUGAUAUAAAUUGCAUACCAUUAUGUAAAGUACGGGAACGUUCAAGUUUAGCAGUUUCCACGAUAACAAUUUAAACCAAGUUCAUACAGCCAACACAAUAACUUUAUGGCUUUACUUAGAAUUUACAAUUCCAACAUUAAGUUCGGCCCCCACUUACACCUGAACUUAAAUGAUUUUUAUUAACCCUGGACAAAUGGGGACAGCUGAAAUGGUUUAUACUCAAACAAUACUUCUGUGAACAUACCUUCUGCAUAUCUAAUUAUAUAUAUACACGUAUAUAAGCUUCUACUAUGUUGAACUUAUGUAAAAUCAAACAAAUUGUUUCGUUUGUAUAACAUAUGAACGUUUCGUAUUUGAAUUUUGUUUAGCUGUAGUUAUGCUUCUACCAGUACAGCUUUAUCUGUUACUUCGUUCACAAAUGAGUUAUAUUCAUAAACACGCUCCUGCAUGCAUCAGCCUUAUGCUAAUUCUAUAAAACUAAUCGUGUAGUCUUAAUGUGUUACUUAAUACAAUGUCUAAGAACUUCUGCAACAUGUUGAUGGGUUUAUUCGUAAAUUAGAAUAUGAUAAACUGUGUAUAUAUUGAAGAUUUGUGAUACUUUUCUAUCGUCGUUCACAACUACCCAGGACGUGCACACUUUCCGCACAUGGGAAUAAUAAUACGUAAUGUUAAAUCUGAAUGUCUACAAACUGCUGCUUUGUUUCGACUUUUUCUAUAAAUGACAUAUGGCUUUGUGGUAAAAAUGCUUUGAAUGAGUAUUGUACUAAAAAAAAAGCUGAAUAUCUGUUUUUAUAUUUUUAAUAUAUUAACAUGCGAACUCUUGUGAUAUGGAUUGUAUGAAAUCUUAAAGAAGUUAUACAAUAAGUUAGUUCAACCGACCAACAUAAAAAAUUCCUGUAUAUUGUAAGUAACCAACAUACGAAAUGGAUAGGUUGUAACUCGGCUCUAAAGGUAACAAUUCCAACACUUUCAUCAGAAAUAAUAAAAUGUUAAAAUUAACUAUGAUUUAUAACAAAUACAUUUUUAUUGCUUGUUUAAACAGUUUUUUUUACGGUAAGGAAUGCUAAGUAACACCCUUUGUAAUGUUAAAUGAAUGACAUUUCUAUCGUCUUAGUGCGCCACUUGCUUUUCUGGUUUAAAAACUAUUUCAAUAACGUAGUAUAUCGGUAACACCUAUAAAAAGUAUGAUUAUACCUUAUAAAUAUUCACAAGAUAUUCAAACAACCCAAGAACAUGUUAUUGACAUUGUUUUUAUGUAAAUUGCAUGUAUAUAUACAGUUUUGUUUACAUUGACAUAUGAUUACCAAAAAUCAUACAUUAACGUUAUAGUUUAAGUAACCAUGGCUAAUGCAAUGAUAACAAUUAAUGUCUCCAGUGAUUAUCGCCAUACACCAGUAGCAAUAAAUAAUAAAAGCACCACAGUAUUUUUAGUGUGCAUGUCUUUGAUAUAGUGGUCAAUAUUAGCAAUAUGUAUGUAUUCAUGUACGAGAACAAAACAUAUGGUAGCAAUAACAACGUAAUUUGUUUUUAUUUCAUGCGGUAUAGUUAAGAGAUAAAACAUUUUAAAGGUUAUGUCAUUACAAACUCAAAUAUGCACAUAUUUUAAAAAUCCAUCACGUUUUGACAGAAUUAUGGCCCUUUUAAUUUUACAUUUUUAUCAUUUUUUCUGCCAAAAUAGGUCAAAUUCAAAACUUCGGAAUUUAAAUGAAAUAAAUAAUGUAAAACAACACAUUUUGUUUAUUUUCUAUAAAUUUAAUACACAUUCCUAAAUAUCAGAGCUUAAACAAUGUUUUAAGCACAAUAUUUCACGUUAAAAAAAUGAUGAAAAAACGUCUGUUUUUAAGAAAUUUUAAAAAUGCCGUAUUUUUUGAAAAAUGAGCUACCAAUAAGGUAAAGGUCAAAAAACAUUUACAUUCUUCCAUUCACUGCUUGACUGUUGCAUUUUUACAAUUAAUAGUAGUAUAUGAUAUUGCUUUGCGGACAAUUGGUUAAAUAUGAAUCGUUGAAUUAAUAAAUCAUUUUUAAAUGUAUGUAAACGUUUUAACCUUGCCGUAAAACUGUUAACACUAAUGCUACUUUAUGAGAGAGUAACCAUUGACCGAGUUAAUACAAUUAUAUUCAAACCUCUAUAUCUUUCAAUUGUGAUUAACUAAGAAGUAAAGUUAUUCAUUGACUAAUGGUAUUUGUGAGAAAAUAUGGACGCUGGUUUUAUCUUUAUGGAUCAAUAAAAAUAAACGUCUUA
Mya arenaria is the source of this 5965-nucleotide messenger RNA. RefSeq names its product receptor-type tyrosine-protein phosphatase kappa-like. The transcript is spliced from 21 exons. Bases 34 to 3639 code for a protein of 1201 amino acids. The record is from RefSeq and is a predicted model, not a curated record. Gene Ontology annotation, biological process: protein dephosphorylation. Gene Ontology annotation, molecular function: protein tyrosine phosphatase activity. Lineage: Eukaryota; Metazoa; Mollusca; Bivalvia; Myida; Myidae.